Molecule: messenger RNA, 5964 nt
Organism: Rhinolophus ferrumequinum (greater horseshoe bat)
Lineage: Eukaryota; Metazoa; Chordata; Mammalia; Chiroptera; Rhinolophidae
Gene: GTF3C2
Product: general transcription factor IIIC subunit 2
Exons: 20
Coding region: 2408-5146 (912 amino acids)
Biological process (GO): transcription by RNA polymerase III
Cellular component (GO): transcription factor TFIIIC complex
Molecular function (GO): protein binding
Source: RefSeq, a predicted model, not a curated record
AGUCAUAACAAAGAAUGAGGAAAGUUUUUAUGUACAGGAAUGGAACAAUCUCCAAGUUACACUCAGUUAAAAGCAAAGUACGAGACGUGUAGUUGCUGUUUGAAUUAAAAGGAAAAUAUAUGUAUUUGAAUAGGUGUAUAAAUACAAAAAUGUCUUGAACUUAUAAACUGCUUGUGUGGACAUGGUCUGGGAGGCUGGAGACAGGUGGGAGUCUUUAUAACCUUUGUAUCCUGAAUUUUGAGCCAUGUGACUGUCUUACUACAAAAAUAAAUACAACUAUUAAUACAAAAAGAUUUUGCAGGGUCGGCCAGAUGGCUCAGUUGGUUAGAGCCCGAGCUCUCAACAAGGUUGCCGGUUCAUUGCCCGCAUGGGAUGGUAGGUUUCACCCCCUGUAACUGAAGAUUGAAACCAGCCACUGGACUUGGAGCUGAGGCUGCGUCCUCCACAAGUAGGCUUUGAAGGACAACGACUUGGAGCUGAUGCGCCCUUGAAAACACACUGUUCCUCAAUAUUCCCCAAUCAAAUAACAAAAAAGAUUUUGCAACAGUUCUUCAAAGACAGCCUAUUCUGAGGAAACCGGAAUGGAGUGGAGACAGAUCUGUUCAUUACAGAAGUAAAUGUUUGAAACAGCUGUCCAUCAGACAAGCAUUUAAGAUAGGAUGCAUUGGGGGAACUGAAGCCUCAACUGCACACAAUUUUGCAGUUUCACAAAGCAGUUGGUCCUAAGCCAUAGCAGCGGCCUUAGCUUAUCUUUAGGCCUCUUAGAGGUUGUGGGGGCCGGGGGUGGGAGUCCCUUUACUCCAGCUUAUAAAUCUUAGCUAGCUCCUCCCAGGCUUUUCUUGAAUGUUUUGUGUACGCAAGGAAAUUUAAUAGGUGAGAUUAUUUGGGCAGAGAAAGGGCUUACCCCACCCCUUCCAGUUCAUAUUUACACAUCCUCAACGCUACUUGGUUUGUGGAGACUUGUGAACUGCAUAUGGCUUUAAACGCUACAGGAAAAGAGCAGAAACUUUAUUACAUUCUUUAUUCACCCGCAUCCCACCUCCCCAGUGAGGGAGUGGGGCAAAGCCUACGACUAAAGCCAGGGUCAGGAUCCAAGCCCAAGUAAGGACAGAGGGAUUGUGAUGGCACUAAAUCUAUUUUUGCGAUUUGGAUCUCUGGUAUAACUCAAAUUAAUCAGUGUAAUUUAGGACUUUUUGAAAGCUUUCUUUUCUUUGCCUCUUAAUGAUUCUGCUUCCUAUAUAUUUACUAUGCAGUGUCAAUGUUUCUAUUCAGCCCAGUGCGGGCCCGGUGACUGGGAGAGGUUUUGCAUCUGUAUGGGAUCCCCUCUCCCGGCUCCAAUUUAAAUCUACAUAACUUAUGCAAAGGUUGCGAUAAUCAGCUUUACAACACUUCCCCCACCCCCAACUACAGGCAAACAGAAAACUUGAGGAAACAAAGACUCCAGCCAGUAGUUUCCAGCAGACUCUGCCCAGCCAACUCUCCUCUUACUUUAAUAAAUCUUCUAUAUUUCUAUCUAACUCGGGAAUCUUUCACCGCCCACGAGCGAACAGCCACAGCUUUCCCGUGCUUUUCUCAAGCCCCCUUUCAUGCGUUUCUGUCUCGUGUCCAUCCUCGAUAUCACUGGUGGCUGGAUCUGCGGGGGGAGGGGGCGCCUGCCCCGCGACAGAGACCGGACUCAUCCUCUAGCGGCCGGUGGCAAGGAUUCCUUUGUCUCCCAGUCUCUGUCUUCGGCUGGAACGGCGCCGGGCUUCGAGGUAAAGACUCACGUCCGGACUGGCCCCAUCCGCCACAGGACCGGUAGUUUUAAAGGAAAGCCAGGAUUCGGCGCUCGAGAGAAAGAGCACACUCGAGGAUCGCUUAAAGGCCGCGUGGGAAUCCACGGGGGCACGACGACCGUCACUGCGCAGGCGUCAAUCUUCCCUUCUAGACACUGCAAUUCCCAUAAGGCCAUGCAGUGUCUUCUGCGCCGAUAAAGCUCCGGAGCUUCGUCCGCUCCGAAAGGGCUCAGGAACUCUCGCCGCACUGCAUUAUGGAAUAGAUAGUCUAAUAGAAAACGUCUUCGUGCACAAAUCCCGACCAAGCUCACGUGUUUACCUUGUGCACUGGAGGCGGCGGCGGCUGGGGUCGGGGGAAGUAUCAAUGAAGAGUGGCUACCACGUUUCGUCAUAAAACCGCGACCAGACGGGCGGCGCCAUCUUCGAACUUGGACUUCCGGAAGGACUUUGGUGAGGGUCCAGGGUGUGACAGCAGAGUGAUGAUCCGUGCUUUCGCUGAAUGUUACGAGCUUCAAAGGAACAAGGUUUUUUACAAGAGGAGGACUAUUGAUCAAGAAGUGGCAUUGGAGAGGAGUUGAGAAAACAUUGAUCACAUUUUCUACUCUGGGGGGCUGCCAUUUUAGGGGGUGCUGAUGGAUACCUGCGGGGUCGGCUCUGUUGCCCUGGGGGAGGCCGGCCCCGUGGGGAACAUGACUGUAGUAGAUUCUCCUGGACAAGAGGUGCUAAACCAGCUUGAUGUCAAGACCUCUUCAGAAACAACUAGUAUGGAGACUUCCAUAGAGAUGUCUUUACCUACCCCUUUGUCUGGAUUUGAGGAUUCUCUUGAUGAGAGGAAGCUCUCUCCAGAACAGGAAAGCCUCUCCAGACUGGAACAGCAAGAUCUUUCUUCAGAGAUGUCAAAGAUCUCAAAGCCCAGGGCCUCAAAGCCCGGCCGGAAGAGAGGUGGUAGGACACGGAAAACCUCAAAAAGGCCCCGACAACAACCGAGUCCUCCAUCAGCGCCUCUGGUUCCUGGUCUCUUAGAUCAGUCCAACUCUCUCUCUGCCCCCAUGCCUAAGAAAAGAGGGCAGAAGUCCAAGGCAGAGUUGCUCCUCCUGAAGUUGUCAAAAGGCAUUGAUCAGCCAGAGUCUCCACCUCCAAAGAGGCCCCCUGAGGACUUUGAGACCCCGCCUGGGGAACGACCCCGCCGAAGGGCUGCCCAAGUGGCACUUCUGUACCUUCAGGAACUGGCUGAGGAGCUCUCCACAGCCCUGCCUGCUCCAGUGUCCUGUCCUGAGAGCCCCAAGGUGAGCAGCCCCACCAAACCAAAAAGAACCCGGCAACAGGCAACCUGUCAAGGUGGAGAAGAAAAGGAUGAUGCCGCACGGGAUGAAGACUUUGUUCUCCAGGUUGAGGCUGAAGAUGCAGAAGAAAGUGAGGCCCCAAGUGAGAGCUCAUCUGACCCCGAGCCUGCCAUGCCCCGAAGCACCCCACGAGGAUCCACUUCAGUGAAGCAGAAGCCACACUGCCGGGGAGUGGCUCCCAAUGGUUUACCAAAUCACAUCAUGGCUCCCGUUUGGAAGUGCCUCCAUCUCACCAAGGACCUCCGAGAACAGAAGCAUUCAUACUGGGAGUUUGAAGAAUGGAUUCCUUUAGCCUGGAAGUGGCACUUGUUAUCUGAAUUUGAGGCCGCUCCCUACCUGCCCCAGGAGGAGAAGUCGCCCCUGUUUUCUGUACAACGUGAAGGACUUCCUGAAGACGGCACACUCUACCGAAUAAACAGAUUCAGCUCGAUCACAGCCCACCCCGAGCGCUGGGAUGUGUCCUUUUUCACAGGGGGACCUCUCUGGGCUCUGGACUGGUGCCCAGUGCCAGAAGGGGCAGCAGCCUCACAGUAUGUGGCCCUUUUCUCCAGCCCUGACAUGAAUGAGACACACCCACUGAGCCAACUCCAUUCGGGUCCGGGGCUGCUCCAGCUCUGGGGCCUUGGGACCUUGCAGCAAGAAAGCUGUCCUGGCAAUAGGGCCCACUUUGUCUAUGGCAUUGCUUGUGACCACGGCUGCAUCUGGGACCUCAAGUUCUGCCCCAGUGGAGCAUGGGAACUUCCAGGCACCCCUCGGAAGGCUCCUCUGCUGCCCCGGUUGGGUAUCUUGGCUCUUGCCUGCUCAGACGGGAAGGUGCUGCUGUUCAGUCUGCCCCAUCCUGAGGCCCUGCUGGCUCAGCAGCCCCCAGAUGCAAUGAAGCCUGCCAUCUAUAAGGUACAAUGUAUGGCAACUCUUCAAGUGGGGUCUAUGCAAGCUUCAGACCCCUCUGAGUGCGGUCAGUGCCUUAGCCUGGCCUGGAUGCCCACCCGGCCCCACCACCACCUGGCCGCUGGAUACUAUAAUGGCAUGGUGGUUUUCUGGAACCUUCCCACUAACUCUCCCCUACAGCGGAUACGGCUCUCUGAUGGCUCUUUGAAGCUCUACCCCUUCCAGUGUUUCCUAGCCCAUGACCAGGCUGUGCGUACCCUUCAAUGGUGCAAAGCUAACAGUCAUUUCAUAGUCUCUGCAGGGAGUGACCGGAAAAUCAAAUUCUGGGACCUUCGACGACCUUAUGAACCAAUAAACUCUAUCAAGCGCUUCUUGAGUACAGAACUGGCCUGGCUGCUCCCCUACAAUGGUGUCACUGUGGCUCAGGAUAACUGCUAUGCCUCUUAUGGACUCUGUGGGAUUCAUUAUAUUGAUGCUGGUUACCUUGGUUUCAAGGCCUACUUCACUGCUCCUCGAAAAGGCACUGUCUGGAGCCUUUCAGGAUCCGACUGGCUUGGGACAAUAGCCGCAGGAGAUAUAUCCGGGGAGCUCAUUGCUGUUAUAUUACCUGAUAUGGCACUGAACCCGAUAAAUGUCAAGCGACCUGUAGAGCGAAGAUUUCCUAUAUAUAAAGCAGAUCUGAUGCCAUAUCAGGACAGUCCUGAAGGUCAAGACCGCUCUUCUGCUUCAUCUGGGGCUCCCAACCCUCCCAAGGCUCGAACUUAUGCCGAAACCGUCAACCAUCACUACUUGCUUUUUCAAGACACAGAUUUGGGUUCAUUCCACGAUCUGCUCCAAAGAGAACCAAUGCUACGCAUGCAGGAGGGAGAGGGGCAGUCGCAGCUCUGCCUGGACAGGCUGCAGCUGGAAGCUAUUCAUAAGGUACGUUUCAGCCCAAACCUGGACUCCUAUGGAUGGCUGGUAUCUGGGGGGCAGUCAGGGCUGGUUCGGAUCCAUUUUGUCCGUGGACUCACCUCCCCACUGGGCCACCGUAUGCAGCUUGAAAGCCGAGCCCACUUCAGUGCUAUGUUCCAACCACCCUGCCCUACUACAGGGUCUGGCUUCUCUCCAACCAGCCAUUGCCUUCUGCCCAGUCCCUAGUUCUGGUCCACACAGGACCCUUGGAAUGAAGUCUGCCAAGAACAAAUGGCCCCCAUGCACAGGCCAUAGGAACUGGGGCCUUCCUGGACAGUGAUGCUGCCAGGCCUGAACCUUUAGACCUGUCUCCCCAGGACUCCUUAGAUACCUCUCCUUCCACAGACUUCUCCUGGUAUUACAGCCCUCUGCGGGCAAGGGGGCUCGUCCUCCACAAACUCUUAAGGCUCCUCAGCCUAAAACUAUGGCUCACGAGAAACACUCAGGCCUGACCUAGGCUUGGGAGUCAAAUUGCUCAUAUUGAGCAUAUUGUGAAGUGGGUAACCUAAGUAAAGGUACUGGGUGUUUUGGAGACCACGUGAGUGGAUGUUUGGAGAACUGGAAAGGGUAUCUGCAUGAAGGCUCCUGUCCAUAUUCCAGGAUCCAGUAUUACUGCCUUCCCAGCUUCCUCUUUAGAGUAACCAACACACAGGCCCAUGAAGGAGUGAUAGUAAUUUAUUGGACUGAAGUUGCUUAUACUAGUUCUUUAAGGAACACCACAAAUUCCCUACCAGUAGAACAGUGGCUCAGAUCUUACUUGCUCCUGCUUAUGAAAUAUUCCUGAUCACUGGUCAUCUGACCCUACUUGAACACUCCUAGACAGUCUUGUUUUAAAACAUCCUCCUUUAUAUCAAGUCAGAGAGUAUACCUCUAUAGAUUUUACCAUGGGUAUUAGGAAACCUAGUCAUUCUUCCCUGUGAUUGCCCUUUUAAGUAGUUUAAAAUAGUUAUCAUGUGUUUCCCAAAUCUUCUCUAGAUUAAAUAUCGUCAGUUACCUUAACCAUU